UGUUCCUUUUUGGUAGAUUCUCUUAUAAUCUCUGCUGCACUAAAUUCGAAAUAUAAAUUGUUUUUGUUUUUGGUAGAAUUUCAUUUUGGAAUGGAAUUUGUGUCUUUAUUUUAUUCGGUAGCCAUAUAUGAUUAGCAAUUAAUUUAGAGUGUGUUUUGGUUAAUGGCUCAGGUUACUGUGACUGUUCUAAAAUAUGUAGUGCCUAAUAUGUUAUUAGGAUUUUUAUUUGUUUGUUCAGUUGGAAAAUGGUAAGCAAUAGCUUUUUGUUAGAAUCGAGAAGCUGUGGGAUCUUAUCUAGAUUCUGACUUGUUGAUGUAAGUUGUUUAAAAUUUUCAUUGCAAGUAUUUUGGGAUCUUAUCCAGUAGCUUUUUUUUUUUGUUUUGUUGAAAACGUUAUGGGUUUUCUCCUUGCUGCAAAUGGUCUUUUGGUUCUUUACAUUGCCAUCAACUUGUUCAAGAUUUACUAUGGUGAUGAUUGGGGUGGUCUUUUUGAGGCCAUCACUAGUUAUGGUCUUGGUGGGUCUUCUAUGGCUUUGUUUGGAAGUGUAGUUGAUGGAGGUAUCUAUACUAAGGUUGCUGAUGUUGGUGUUGAUCUUGUCCGAAAGGUUGAAAGAAACAUCCCCGAAGAUGAUCCAAGAAAUCUAGCUGUUUAUAGCAGUGCCUUGGGGUUGGUGCGUUCCAUGCCUGGCCCGAGGGAACAUGUACUUCAGUGCUUCAUUAGGCGCAACGGUGUCUCAAAGGCAUAUUAUAUGUUUCUCUGUUUAUCUAGUGCACUAGUAGCUGAUGAUGGCAAGUUCAUUACCAUUACCCUAUCUCAGCAUUUCAAGCAUUUGCAAUCUGCCUCAGCAGCUUCGCUACCACAGUUGCUUGCGAAUGAUGCAUAUUUGAACAGGUCACAUCAUCAUACGAAAACAAUCUUCAUCAUAUGGAGAACAUAUCAAUUGGUAAUUUCGCCUUCACAACUCGAGAGAGUGGAAACUACUUAGCAUGCUUCUGGAUGGGUCAUAGUGAAUGAGCUGGUGGAGACGUUAGUGUGAACCUUGAUUGGAAAACUGGAAUUGCAGCCAAGGAUUGGGAUUCGGUUGCUAAAAAAGAAAAGAUUGAGGUGAAAUCCGAUCCCAAUGCAUCGAGGUCUUUAUGGAUGAUUUCUCCAUUUUUGGAAGCUCGUUUGAUGUGUGCUUGUCCAACCUUGAAAUUGUGCUAAAAAGGGGCAUUGAAGUGGAUAAAGAUAAAGUGGAUAUUAUUGAAAAUUUGCCUCCACCAAUGAAUGUAAAAGGAAUCAGGAGUUUUCUCGGUCGAGCGGGCUAGAUGCUUCAUCAAAGACUUCUCAAAGAUAGCUAAUCCAUUAAGCAACCUUCUCAAUAAGGACACACAAUUUAAUUUUGAUGUAGAAUGUUUAAAUGUGUUUAAUCAUUUGAAGUCUAGUUUAGUUUCUGCUCAAAUAAUCAUUGCACAUGAUUGGCCAUUACAUUUUGAACUUAUGUGUGAUGCAAGUGAUUAUGUAGUGAGAGUUGUACUAGGCCAAAGAAAGAAUAAAAUUUUUCAUCCCAUAGGCUAGCAAGGUGCUGCAUGAACACCAAGGGAAUUAUGCCACUACUGAGAAAGAGUUUCUAGCCAUAGUGGAUGCCUUGGAAAAGUUUAAAUCUUAUCUGAUUGGCUAAAAAGUGAUACUAUAUACUGACCAUCAAGUAUUUGUUAAAUAAAUCAGAUUCCAAACCUAGACUUA
Glycine soja is the source of this 1725-nucleotide messenger RNA. RefSeq names its product pyrophosphate-energized vacuolar membrane proton pump-like. Gene Ontology annotation, cellular component: membrane. The record is from RefSeq and is a predicted model, not a curated record. The coding region runs from base 395 to 985 and encodes 196 amino acids. Lineage: Eukaryota; Viridiplantae; Streptophyta; Magnoliopsida; Fabales; Fabaceae. Gene Ontology annotation, molecular function: inorganic diphosphate phosphatase activity; diphosphate hydrolysis-driven proton transmembrane transporter activity. The transcript has 7 exons. Gene Ontology annotation, biological process: proton transmembrane transport.